Messenger RNA from Siniperca chuatsi (mandarin fish), 3539 nucleotides. It is a transcript of the gene gk5, whose product is annotated as glycerol kinase 5. Lineage: Eukaryota; Metazoa; Chordata; Actinopteri; Centrarchiformes; Sinipercidae. The record is from RefSeq and is a predicted model, not a curated record. Bases 322 to 1911 code for a protein of 529 amino acids. Gene Ontology annotation, biological process: glycerol-3-phosphate biosynthetic process; triglyceride metabolic process; glycerol metabolic process. Gene Ontology annotation, molecular function: glycerol kinase activity. The transcript has 17 exons. Gene Ontology annotation, cellular component: mitochondrion.
GCAUGCGUGUGCUGUACUACGGGUGCCACAGGGUGUUAAGCUUUAUGCGAUUCAACGACUUUCGGAAUCUCGGAAUCUCCCCAUUUCCCCCUGCAUUGACACUUCAGUGUCUGGACUCUACUGCUAUGAGCAUAUAUUGGGUAGAACUGCAAGUGGACACCGUCCGAAGGUCGAGUUACAGCCUCAACACGAUAGUUCACCCGGUGCAGAUAAGGUACUGUCGGGUCACACCAUUCAUUCAGGCUGUAAACAAGACCAAUAUGAGCUGACCAUGGAGGACGUCGGACGGAUUUGAGGAAUACUAGGACAAACUUUUCUACAAUGGGGAGUCAGAGGAACGGUUUCAAGAAAGAAAGCUUCAUUUUGUCGGUGGACAUCGGUACAACAUCAAUCAGAUGUCACGUCUAUGAUAAAGGGGCAAAAAUCCGAGGAUCAUGCACCACCAAGGUUGUUCCCUUGUAUCCAGAGGUAGGACAUGUGGAGAUGGACCCAGAUGCACUAUGGAAAGGGUUUAUCACUGUGGUCAAGGGAGCUGUGCAAGAUGCAGGAGUACAAAUGCGUCAGAUGGAGGCCCUUGGCAUCUCCACUCAACGAGCUACCUUCACAACAUGGGACAGGAACACUGGGGUUCCUUUCCAUAACUUCAUCAGCUGGCAGGAUCAGAGGGCUGCAGACCUGGUGAAGUCCUGGAACAGAUCCUGCACAAUGAAAGCAAUCCAUGGCGUGACAAAGGUACACUACUUCCUGACCAGGCAGAAGCGGUCGCUUGCAGCAAGUCUUUUUGUCUUCUCCACUCAACAUGUCACCUUCCGCCUCAUCUGGGCCCUAACACACUACAAGCAGGUUCGUCAAGCAGUCGCUGAAGGCAACUGCUGCUUUGGAACAAUAGACACCUGGCUUCUGUUCAGACUCACAAAAGGACUCGUCCAUGCCACAGACUACUCUAAUGCCAGUUCAACAGGAAUUUUCGACUCCUAUCAGAUGUGUUGGAGUGGGUUUCUCUGCUCUCUUCUUUCUCUGCCUCUCUCUAUUUUCCCCAAAGUAGAAAAUACAGGCCAGGACUUUGGUUCCACAGACCCGUCCAUCUUCGGAGUGCCCAUUCCCAUCAUGUCAGUGAUGGCGGACCAGCAGGCAGCCAUGUUUGGAGAGUGCUGCUUUGACGUUGGUGAUGUCAAGAUCACUAUGGGAACGGGCACCUUCAUGGACAUCAACACCGGGAGCAAACCACAUACGUCCGUAGCAGGUCUGUAUCCUCUGGUGGGGUGGAAGAUUGGCUCAGAGGUGGUGUAUCUGGCGGAGGGCAAUGGAGCAGACACAGGCACUGCCAUCAAAUGGGCACAGGAGCUGGAGCUCUUCUCUGAUGUCCAGGAGACCAGCGCAAUGGCUUACAGUGUCAGCGACUCAGAUGGAGUGUGUUUCGUCCCUUCCUUCAGUGGCCUGCAGGCUCCUCUGAAUGAUCCAAAAGCUUGUGCUUCCUUCAUGGGCCUCAAACCUUCCACCACAAAAAGUCAUCUGGUCCGGGCCAUCCUGGAGUCUGUCGCCUUCAGAAACAAGCAGCUAUAUGAAACAAUGAGAGAGACUCACAUUCCCAUCACAAAGAUCAGGAUGGAUGGUGGUGUUUCAUCCAAUGACUUUGUCAUGCAGCUGACUGCAGACCUGUUUGGCACAAAGGUAGCCAGACCCCAACACCUCGAAAUGUCGUGUUUAGGGGCCGCUUUUGUCGCUGGACUUGGAGUUGGCUUCUGGAGGACCAGGGAAGAGCUAAAGAAGCUGCAGUGCACCGACGAGAUGUUCUUGCCCCGAGGGGCGCCCAGGGAGGGUGCUUCCAGCCCAUGUCAGGAAUACAUCCCUGUCCUCCAGAGCUGGGAGAGAGCUCUCCGACGCUCAAUGAAUUGGUACAGCAAGCCUUGACACUGGAUGCACACACUGGGACAUCCAGGGUUUGACCAAAUGGGAAGACAGAGACAUGAGUUUUAAGUACAUGCAGGGUUGCCACAGGUCUGGAAAGAUGGAAAGAUGCUUGGAUUUACCGAGCAAUAAAGAAGUCCUUAAAAGUGCUUGAAUUUAGCCUACCGGAUUCUCUGAGUUUGAGCCUUGUGUCCUCCGCUAUCUCAAAAUUCACCUGUGAUACCAUUUUUAUACAUCUGGAGGAGUUACCAUACCUUUACUUAAUUUCUUCACAUCAGAUGAAUCCUUUUAUUCAUUCCAGAUCUCAAGCCACUGGUGCCUCUUCAUGUUACAGCAUUUUAUCCAGAUGGAAUGAUAUUUAUACGUUUUCCCACAUGGGGGCGCUAAUGACUGCCUUUACAGCUUUUUAAUUUAUGAACUGGCCAUAGCAACCACAUGCCACAUGUUAAUAAGGAGCCACAUAUUAAUAUCAUUGAUAUCAGAUUCACACAUGAUUCUCUGUGAGGGGAAAAAAACACUUCUGUUCAUGAUGCCUCAGGAUUUAAAGAGCUCUAAAUAGGAAGUAGAAUUUUAAAAUUGUGUCAGACAUUCAACAAACACAGUAAUACUAAUAGUUUCUUCUUGAUUUAACUGUGUUUUGACUUUGUCAUUUUAAGAAAAUGUUAGAAACACAGUACUUAAACUUAUCUUCAAAACUAAAUACAGUUAUUAAAUGUGAUAAUGAUAUUGUUUAAAUUUAACUGGGACAGAAACUAAUUGUACAUGUUUUGCUCUCUAUAAGGGAAUCCUACUGGAUUUCAGCUCCUUGUUGUCAGAAAUGCUUCUCGCUUCCUUGAUACAACACACAUCUCUGUUGGCAUUGAAUUCGACAAAACUAAUGUUUGUUAAAGUUGACUGUUAAGUGUAGGUAUAUGUGGCAGGUUGGGGAUUCAUACAUUUAGCUUUGCUGCAAUAGCUGUCAUAAUUUUUUUGUCAGCUCACAUAGAAGUCUCAAUCUCUCAAGUUGUACAUCUUGAUGAAAUCACAGAUUAGCACCUGCAUGCGCUGUUGUUUAGGAACAAGUUGAUCAGGGACAUAAAUAUGAACUGAAACAGAAUUAGGACAUUAUUUCAGUCAUUAGUUUGUGUUUAUUGUUGAAUUGUUCCAUGGGGGACAGCCAUGUCAAUGUCAUAUGAUGAUGUUUUGACUCAAGUUUUUUACUUGACCUCAUGAACUCUGAUGACAAAGUUACAAAGUCCAGUCCUGUUCUGAUAAAAUGCUCACUAAUGGCUAAGAAAAUUUCAACUGUGGAUCUCAUUCUAGAUGUGUUCUACUUGCUGGGUAUUGUUAAAUGUUUUUGCCUUUCCUGAUACUGUAAUAUUCUUUCUACAUAUAAUAAAGGUUUGUUAUGCAAAGUGACAUAUAGUGUAAAAAUGAACACCUCCAAUCAAAAUGACAUUCCAGGUUGUCACGUGCGAUUUUCUAACACUUGUACUGCAUUCAGUUCUUGAAUGGCAAAUGUCAUCCUAAGCUGCUGGGAAAUAAACAAUACAUUUGUGUGAUCAUAAAUUUUGUUAGCAAAUUGCAUGAAAAUACUAAGUACUUUUGUAUGAUGUGAGAGGGCUAGUAUUAAAAAAACAAAAUUAUCAGCA